AUGGAGUUUGAGCACGAAGAAGAAUUAUUAGAACCUGUGAGUCCUACUGGACAAUACAUGAGAAGCUCGGCCUUAUCGCUCAGUAUCAUUGGUGUAAUGGAGCUGGAAAUUCCAAUGGCCGAAUCCAUUGCCAUUCAGCUAGUUAAGGAUCUCUUCUUACCCAUCAACCCGCGCUUCUCCUCCAUCAUGAAACUGAUUGCAGGAGAGGAUGGACAGAAGAAAUGGAAAAGGGUAGAAGUGAAUAUCAACGAGCAUGUGAACUUUCCAAAAUUUCCACAAGGAAUGUCACCAGAUUAUUAUGAUGAUUGUCUCUCAAACUAUUUGUCAAAGCUAGGAAUGGAGGAUUUUCCACCAGAGCGUCCAUUGUGGGAAAUUCAUGUAAUGAAUUAUCCAACAACAAAUGCGGCAAGCAAUAUUGUAUUUAAGCUUCAUCAUGCACUUGGAGAUGGAUAUUCCUUCGUGGGAGCUCUUCUUUCUUGUCUAAAAAGAUCGGACAAUCCUUCCCUGCCGUUGACAUUCCCUUCACUUCAGUCUAAGACAAAGUUCAACACUGCCAGCACAACUUUUUUGCCUGAUGUACUCUCAAGGGCCUUCAAUACGAUUUACUAUUUUGGAUAUGGUGUUCUGAAAGGCUUCUUGUUACGAGAUGAUCACUCUUCAAUUCGAUCAGAUGACGAAGGGGUGCUGUUUCGACCGUUGACUAUGACCACUAUGGAAUUUUCCCUUGAUCAAUUCAAACAAAUCAAGGCCAAACUUCGAGUGGUAAAUCUUGGAGUCAUUUACUGA
Molecule: messenger RNA, 786 nt
Organism: Coffea eugenioides
Lineage: Eukaryota; Viridiplantae; Streptophyta; Magnoliopsida; Gentianales; Rubiaceae
Product: O-acyltransferase WSD1-like
Exons: 2
Coding region: 1-786 (261 amino acids)
Biological process (GO): triglyceride biosynthetic process
Cellular component (GO): plasma membrane
Molecular function (GO): long-chain-alcohol O-fatty-acyltransferase activity; diacylglycerol O-acyltransferase activity
Source: RefSeq, a predicted model, not a curated record